AAAUUGCAAAGUCCAGCUUCUCUCUUAAGAUUCUAGAGCAAUUAACUUGAUUUCUUCAGCUAAUUUACACUUAAAUAAUAGAUGUUGCAAGAAUAAAUAGGUGUUUAAUUGCAAUCUCCAAGAUUUUGUUGGUAAUAUGGCAUCAAAGAAAGAGGAAAAGAAAGUGGACGAGGUGAUAACUGCUGUCUACAAAGUGAACUUGCAUUGCCUGAAAUGUGCUCAAGAUAUCAAGAAGCCUCUCAUGACAAUCCAAGGGGUUCACAACGUGGAAUAUGAUGUGGAGAAAGCUGAAAUAAAGGUAAAGGGGGCGAUUGACGUGCUGAAAAUUCAUAAACAGAUAGAGAAAUUGAGCAGAAAAAAAGUUGAAUUGGUGUCACCUCAAAUUAAGAUUAAGGAAACUGCUGAUGUUGAGAAAAAAGUCGUCAAGGAAACCAAACAACCAAUUUUACGAACGAUAUCAGUAAAGGUUCACAUGCAUUGUGACAAAUGCGAGAACGACCUGCGGACGAGGUUACUGAAGCACAAGGGGAUUUACAACGUGAAAACGGACAAGAAGGCCCAGACACUAACCGUCCAUGGAACCAUCGAGGCAGAGAAGCUGCUUGCUUACAUACGAAGGAAGGUGCACAAGAAUGCUGAAAUUUUAACCGAGAAGAAGGAAGAGAAGAUUACAGAAUUGAAGGAAGAAAAGGCAAAAGUGGAAGAAAAGGCAAAAGUUGAAGCUAAGUCAGAUAAAAUUAUAGAAUUCAAGGAAGAAAAAAAGGUAGAAGUUAAAACUAAAGAAGGCGAUGCUCCUUACUUUAUUCACUAUGUUUAUGCUCCUCAGUUAUUUAGUGAUGAAAAUCCCAAUGCUUGUAUCAUUUUAUAGAUUAUAAAUAAAUAAAUAUUUUUAAAAUUAAA
Manihot esculenta (cassava) is the source of this 900-nucleotide messenger RNA. Its product is annotated as heavy metal-associated isoprenylated plant protein 4. Bases 137 to 868 code for a protein of 243 amino acids. The record is from RefSeq and is a predicted model, not a curated record. Gene Ontology annotation, molecular function: metal ion binding. The transcript is spliced from 4 exons. Lineage: Eukaryota; Viridiplantae; Streptophyta; Magnoliopsida; Malpighiales; Euphorbiaceae.